AUGGUCAACUCCUGUGGCUCCGUCUGCUCUGACCAGGGCUGUGGCCAAGGCUGCUGCCAGGAGACCUGCUGCCGCCCCAGCUGCUGCCAGACCACCUGCUGCCGCCCCACCUGCUGCCGCCCCACCUGCUGCCGCCCCACCUGCUGUGGCUCCAGCUGCUGUGGCUCCAGCUGCUGCAGGCCUACCUGCUGCAUUACUAGCUGCUGCCGCCCCACCUGCUGCCAGACCACCUGCUGCAGACCUACCUGCUGUGGCUCCUGCUGUGGUUCUAGCUGCUGCCGCCCCAGCUGCUGCGUGUCCAGCUGCUGCCGCCCCUCCUGCUGUGGCUCCAGCUGCUGUGGCUCCAGCUGCUGCAGGCCUACUUGCUGCCAGACCACCUGCUGCCGCCCUAUCUGCUGCCAGACCUGCUGCCGCCCCACCUGCUGCCAGACCACUUGCUGCCGCCCCACCUGCUGCCGCCCCACCUGCUGCCAGACCACCUGCUGCCGCCCAGUCUGCUCCAGCGGUUCCUGCUGCUGA
This is a messenger RNA of Pipistrellus nathusii (Nathusius's pipistrelle), 519 nucleotides long. NCBI's taxonomy places the organism in Eukaryota, Metazoa, Chordata, Mammalia, Chiroptera, Vespertilionidae. The record is from the annotation of a GenBank genome assembly.